AUUUAUUUUCUUUUCUAAAAACUUUUCUUUAGAUGCCUGGACCAGCUGCUAAUUUAGGAUUAGACUUAACAUUAUAUCAGUACCAGACAUGUCCAUUUUGCUGCAAAGUUCGAGCUUUUCUUGAUUUUUAUGGAAUCCCUUAUAAUGUUAUUGAAGUUAAUCCUGUUAUGCGUCAACAGCUAAAGUUUUCUAAAUAUAAAAAAGUGCCUAUUCUUAUAGCUCAAGAGAAAGGUUCAGAAGUUAAGCAUCAAUUAAAUGACUCAUCUGUCAUAGUUAGCAUAUUGGGGACAUUACUGCUUGAUAUAAAUUCUGGCCUCAGCAAAGUUUUACCAUAUUAUGCUCCAUUAGUUUAUAAAGAUGAUGAUGGUAAAGAAAUAACAGAUGUAUUGAAUAAAUAUUCUCUCAUGUAUGGUGAUAAGACUCCAAAAGAUAAAUCUGAUGACUAUUUUAAGAAAGAAAAAGAAUGGAGAAAAUGGGCAGAUGAUGAAUUUGUACAUAUUUUAUCUCCGAAUAUUUAUCGCACUUAUGAUGAGGCUUUGCAAGCAUUUAAUUAUUUUUCAGAAGUUGGAGAGUGGGAGAAAAAUUUUUCUACUUUAGAAAGGCUUGUGGUUAUCUACGUUGGAGCAACUGCAAUGUAUUUUAUUGGAAAAAGACUUAAAAAGAAAUAUGCAUUAAAAGAUGAUGUUCGACAAUCUCUGUAUGACGCUUGCAAAGCGUGGUUAAAAGGAAUUGGACAAAAGAAAAAGUUUCAAGGUGGAGACAUGCCAAACCUUGCUGAUCUGGCUGUGUAUGGUUUACUUAGUUCUAUAGAAGGUUGUACAGCAUUUCAAGAUCUUCUGGAUAAUACGAAGAUUGGUCCUUGGUACUACAAUGUAAAAGAAGCUGUUUCUAGUCAUUCUGGAUAUCAGCUAUUGCGAUAGUAUCUUCAAUUCAACUUAGAGUAAUUUUUUCACAUUAAUGAAACCACUUCAUAGCAGAUUAGGAUUUCAAAUAUUUAGAUCUGCAGAUAUUUAUUUAUUAAUUUAUUUACUACUGUUUGAUCAUUUUGUAGGAUUACAGGUCCUAUGAAAUUCUGAAUGUAAUUUGAAUUUAUCUUUUUUAACAUAAUGAAUAAAAAGAAGAAAAAAUGUUAAUUUUAAAUUAUUUAUUUCAUACAAUGUGAAAUUUAUAAUGUACAAAACUCAUUUUAUAUAUUGCUCAGUGAACAAGGUAUAAUGAGCAUGUCAGAAUUGCAUUAAAUUUAAGAGAUUUAUCGAUUUUGUAAGGUUUCUUCAUUUGAAUUACAUAUGUAGAGUUGAAAUUAGUGUAUGUGCCUUUUAUUAAUAUAAAAUAUAGAAAUGAAGUAAAACAAUAUAAAGUUAGAAAUUGACCAAAACUGUUGACUGUCCUCCAUUUAAUAAAUAAAAAUAAACUUUCAUUUAAGAUAUUGGC
Messenger RNA from Stegodyphus dumicola, 1431 nucleotides. It is a transcript of the gene Su(P), whose product is annotated as prostaglandin E synthase Su(P). Gene Ontology annotation, cellular component: mitochondrion. Lineage: Eukaryota; Metazoa; Arthropoda; Arachnida; Araneae; Eresidae. The record is from RefSeq and is a predicted model, not a curated record. Gene Ontology annotation, molecular function: prostaglandin-E synthase activity.